AUGGGCUUCAAAGAGAGCGGACAGUGCCACCUCACCACCGCUACAACCACUGUCACCGUCUCUUCCGAAGCUUAUACUGAACCCUGUGCUUCGAGCCCAUCAUCCAACGUCAACCAAAUCCUUCUGCUUCUUCAAUCUUAUGACGUGAAUUUGAGAGUCCUGGCAGCGACGGAGAUCCGAAGGCUUACUAAGACCUCGCAGCUCUACCGCCGUCAUUUCUCUGGCGCCGUGAAUCCACUCGUCGACAUGCUUCGUUGCGACUCUAUUGAAGCCAAGGAGGCGGCCCUUUCUGCUCUUCUUAACCUUGCAGUAAAGGACGAAACGAACAAGAUAAAUAUAAUAGAUGCCGGGGCCUUAGAACCAAUAGUUGCCUUCCUUCAGUCCGGGGAUCCAACUCUACAGGAGCAUGCAAUUGCGGCUUUGAUAACACUUUCUGCAUCAUCUGUGAACAAACCAAUCAUCAGUGCCUCCGGGGCCAUCCCUCUUCUUGUUGAAACUUUAAGACAUGGGAACUCACAAGCUAAAUCAGAUGCUGUAAUGGCCCUUUACAACCUAUCGACACAUCCAGGAAAUGUUAGCCUGAUUCUUCGAACAGAACCAAUUCCUCCUUUAGUUGAUUUGCUUAAAUCCAGUAAGAAGUCUUCAAUAACAGCGGAAAGAUGUACUGGUUUAAUAGAACUGUUGGUGGGUUUUGAUGAGGGAAGAACCGUACUUACAUCUGAAGAGGGGGGAAUACUUGCAGUAGUAGAAGUGCUUGAAAGGGGGUCACUUCAAAGCCGGGAGCAAGCUGUGGGAACACUUUUGACAAUGUGUCAGAGUGAUCGUUGUAAGUAUCGAGAACCGAUUCUUAGAGAAGGUGUCAUCCCAGGACUUCUUGAGCUCACAGUUCACGGAACACCCAAGUCUCAGUCGAAAGCACAAACGCUAUUGCAUUUACUGAGAGACCAUCCUUAUCCACAGUCUGAGCUUCAACCCGAUACACUCGAGAAUAUAGUGUGCAAUAUUAUAUCUCGGAUUGAUGGGGACGAUCAAACAGGAAAAGCGAAGCAGAUGUUAGCGGAGAUGGUGCAAGUUAGCAUGGAGCAGAGUUUAAAACGUUUACAGCAACGGGCAUUGGUAUGCACUCCAGCUGAUCUGCCUAUUAGUAAUUUUACUUCAGAAGUUUCAUUGAAAUGA
Messenger RNA from Fraxinus pennsylvanica, 1176 nucleotides. NCBI's taxonomy places the organism in Eukaryota, Viridiplantae, Streptophyta, Magnoliopsida, Lamiales, Oleaceae. The record is from the annotation of a GenBank genome assembly.